This is a messenger RNA of Girardinichthys multiradiatus, 6634 nucleotides long. It is a transcript of the gene osbpl6, whose product is annotated as oxysterol binding protein-like 6. Gene Ontology annotation, molecular function: cholesterol binding. Gene Ontology annotation, cellular component: perinuclear endoplasmic reticulum; cytosol; plasma membrane. The record is from RefSeq and is a predicted model, not a curated record. Bases 396 to 3161 code for a protein of 921 amino acids. NCBI's taxonomy places the organism in Eukaryota, Metazoa, Chordata, Actinopteri, Cyprinodontiformes, Goodeidae. The transcript has 23 exons.
UUGCUGCAGGGAGGAGCGACCGGGGUGCAGUUGGGAGAUGAGCUGAGCAUCACAGCCCCGCAUUCAAGGAAACGGACUAACACAGCACUUUUUUCUAGACUUCCCACAGUGUUUUUUUCUUUGCUUUCGUAAAGCACAAGAGCUUUAUAAUGUGAAGAAUUAUAUUAUACACGUAGAGCCCGAUGUGAGCAGGUUGUCUCCGGGUUGCGGGGGAUCUCUGCCCAAUCAAGGAAGACCCCCUCAAUUGUUUCCUGCGCCAAGAACUGUAGAGACAUGGUCAUCACAGCGCAUCUGUGAUAAGCAGCAGGCUGCGAGUGUGUGGAAGUCUCAGAGGAUGUCCCCGAUCUGUGGGCCCCAGUGCUGAGGAAGCUCCGCAGGGCUGACUGGAGGCCAUCAUGUCUCAGCACCAUCCAUACCAGCGAGGCCCCCACGGCCGCACGAUGAGCUCUGAGGAGAGGUGCUCCACGCCAGUGAACAAGACCUCCACCCCGGUUCAGAAGAGCGCCUCCUCCUCUUCUUCCUCCCAGCGAGACAGCCGGCAGGAGGCAGACAGCUGGGAAAUAAUCGAGGGACUGAAAAUCGGCCAGAGCAAUGUCCAGAAGCCUGACAAACAUGAGGGUUUUAUGUUGAAGAAGAGGAAGUGGCCCCUGAAAGGAUGGCACAAGCGUUUUUUUGUUCUGGACAAUGGUAUCCUGAAGUACUCUAAGACUCCUAUUGAUAUUCAAAGGGGAAAGCUUCAUGGCAGCAUCGAUGUUGGCCUGUCCGUCAUGUCCAUCAAAAAGAGGGCGCGUCGCAUUGACCUGGACACUGAGGAGCAUAUCUAUCACCUGAAGGUGAAGUCUCAAGACAUCUUUGAUGCCUGGGUGUCGAAGCUGCGCCAUCACCGGCUGUAUCGACAAAACGAAAUAGUGCGCUCUCCUCGGGAGCCCACGAUGCGAACGUUUCCGACUUCGGUUGCCAUAGAGUCACCCCAACCCUCCCCGAGUGUGGUAAAUGAAAUAAAGCAGGCCAAGUCUAGCAGCUUGCCGUGGCAGCCGGCGGGUCCCAGCAGCAGCAGCAACAACAGCCUGCAGGCCUCCUACAGCAACGGUCAGAGCAGGGUGGUCGCUUGGCUUCAAGAAUCAGAGGAGAUGGACAAGUGUGCAGAGGAGCUCGCACGCUGCCAGUCCAACCUCACUGAGUUAAGCCGGUUAUUGCAGAGCCUGGAGAUACUGCAGAGGACACAGUCAGUGCCUAACUUCACAGACAUGCAGGCCAACUGUGUAGAACUGUCAAAGAAAGAAAAACGCUUGAACAGAAGAUGGAGAACAAAAAGUGUGGGCAAAGACGCGAAAUUCCAACUGCAGGUCCCUCUGUCUGCCAGCAUGUCCCCUGUCCGCCUCCACUCUUCCAAUCCAAACCUGUGUGCAGAACUCGCGGACUAUCAGCCCCCAGUUUCUCGCCUGUCAGAUAGUGCAGAGUAUGCCAGCGACUACAUGAAACUUCAGGAGGAAUUCUGCACCAUUGCCCAGAAAGUGCAUUCCCUCCUGAAGUCGGCCUUUAACACUGUGGCCAUAGAGAAAGAGAAGAUCAAACAGAUUCUGUGUGAGCAGGAGCAGUCAGACCAGUCAUCCCAGAUCAUCUCUAUCAGGAAGUCUUUGUCGCUGGCACUAGCCCAGAAUGCAGAGCUUCGAAGCCGCCUCAACCGCAUCCACUCUGAAUCUAUCCUGACUGAACAAGUUGUUAGUGUGAACAUCAUCGCCACGCCUAAUGAGGCCGUGGCGCAGAUGGGGAUCCCUCUGACUCAGCAGGCCUCUAAUGAAAGCCGACUCUCCAUGUCGGAGUCCGUCUCCGAGUUCUUUGAUGCGCAGGAAGUGCUUCUGUCAGCCAGCUCGUCGGAGAACGAGGGCUCAGACGAUGAGUCAUACGUCAGCGACGUUAGCGAUAACAUUUCUGAGGACAACGCCAGCGUGACCGAUAACGUCUCCCGACAAAUGGCCAAUGGAGACUUUGCCGGCAGCGCCUUUCGUAACGGGCGGCGCAUCUGCCUGCCGGCUCCCUGCCCGGACGCCAGCAACAUCAACCUGUGGAACAUCCUGAGGAACAACAUCGGCAAAGAUCUGUCCAAAGUGUCCAUGCCCGUGGAGCUCAACGAGCCGCUCAACACGCUGCAGCGCAUGUGUGAGGAGCUGGAGUACAGCGAGCUGCUGGACAAGGCUGCAGAGACCGAGGAUCCCUUUGAGCGCAUGGUCCUCAUUGCUGCUUUCGCCGUCUCAGGCUACUCCUCCACUUACUACAGAGCAGGGAGUAAGCCAUUCAACCCGCUGCUCGGAGAGACUUACGAAUGUAUUCGGGAAGACAAGGGCUUCUGCUUUUUCUCAGAGCAGGUGAGCCACCACCCGCCUAUCUCCACCUGCCACUGCGAGUCCAAGAACUUCACCUUCUGGCAAGAUGUGAGAUGGAAAAACAAAUUCUGGGGGAAAUCUAUGGAAAUUUUACCAAUCGGAUCUGUGAAUCUCUUAAUUCCCAGGUUUGGAGAUCAUUAUGAGUGGAAUAAAAUCACCACCUGUGUACACAACAUCCUCAGUGGACGACGGUGGAUCGAACAUUACGGCGAGAUCACCAUCAGAAACAUGAAGAGCAGCGCUUGCCUUUGCAAACUUACCUUUGUUAAGGGAAACUACUGGAGCUCGAACGUGAACGAGGUCCAAGGAUUUGUGAUGGAUCAAGAGGGAAAAGUGAUCCACAGGCUUUUUGGAAAAUGGCAUGAAGGCCUUUACUGCGGCAUCCCACCCUCUGCCAAAUGUGUCUGGAGGCCAGGCUCCAUGCCGACAGACUACGAGCUGUACUACGGCUUCACCAGAUUCGCCAUCGAACUGAAUGAGCUGUGCCCUGAGCUGAAAGACGCCCUGCCGCGUACAGAUGCUCGUUUCAGGCCCGAUCAAAGAUAUUUGGAGGAGGGAAACGUAGACAUGGCCGCCUCCGAGAAGCAGCGCAUUGAAGACGCCCAGAGAGCCAGAAGGAAGUGGAACGAGGAGAACAACAUCAAACACGAGCCACGCUUCUUUAAGAAAGUGGUGGAUGCCAACCACAGGGAGAGGUGGGUCUCCAACAACACCUACUGGGAACUCCGUAAAAACCCCGGCUUCAUCAACAUGGAGCCCACCGUCAGCCUGUGGUAGCACACUGAUCUCUGGGUCCGUCACAGCGGACCAGGAAGCCCUUACCUAUGCACGGCAGGGAGUUGGAUAGAAACACUUGGUAAAUCUGUGCAUGGACGAAAAGGACUGCUGAGCUGAGGGACGGUCCGAUGCCUCGCUGAGAACGUCGAGGCGUCAAGGGGCUGCCAUCCAUCCAUGGAAACAUCCUUAUCCUCCCUGUCGAAGCUGGGUCGCCGCUACUACGUAGAUCUCUCCUCAACUCUUCUGACUUUCCCAGUUUGUCCUUGCCUUAAAAAGACCCCCAUAUGAGUCAAAGGAUUAGGCGUCUUUUAGUUGAAGCCAUUUCUUUCCAGACAGCAGAUUCGCUUAGACUAGUCUAUGGAGUAGACAUUUUGAAUACCUACCAUAUGUGCAUGUUUAGAGAGCAGCUUUCACCGGCACAAAGCCGUAUUUACUAUAUGAUCAAAUAUUGUAGAAGAAAAAAAAGAAGUAUUUUUAUAGAAAAAAAAAUAUCUUGUGUGAAAGAGAAUUAUUUCAAUUGGCAGAUUUUAUUUAUUUUUGCUUUUUAAUACUAAUAAACCUGUUAGAUGGCGGUAUCUUCUCUGGGGAAGCGACUCAUGCUGGAUUAACAGAAUUGGUGGUCAGAGAUUGUAUUAUUAACAUAUUUCAGCGAGUAAACAAAUAAGCAUGUAGGUUGUUUUAAAUGGAAAAGCCUGUUGUAAAUACAGUAGUUAACACAUCGUCUGUCAUAAUACAACCAUGAUUUAUUUUCCCAUGAAGAUAACUACUUUUAAAUUACAUAAGCACAUGCUUAGGGUCAGAAUCUGCUGCAAGAAUACAUUAAGAAUGUGUUUUUCCUGUCUGCAGGUGUUGGCGAUACAUCGCCCUGCAAAACUAUUUAUUUCCAUGAGCUCCUUCACAAACUUCAAUGGAUUUUUUGGGGGGGAUUUUAGGUGAUAGACCGACACAAACUGGAGCAUAACUGUGAAUUGGAAGGAAAAGGACAUAUGGAAACAUUUUUACAAAUAAAAAUCUAAAGUUGUGUGUGCCUUUGUAUUCAGCCGCCCUGACUCAUUACCUUAUAGAACCACCUUUCACGGGCAGCAACAUCUGCAUGUCUUUUUGGUGUACGUCUCCAACAGCUUUACACAUCUAGACACUGAAAUAUUUGUGCGGAAGCUCAGUUACGUUGGAUGAAGAGUGUCUGAGAACAUCAAUUUUCAAGUCAUACCUCAGAUUCUCGUUUGGAUACAGGUCUGAACUUGGACUGGGCCAUUCUAACAUAUGGAUAUACUUUAAACCAUUCCAUUGAGUCUCAAAUCUUUUGCAGGCUCUAAUAAGUUUUCUUCCAUGCCUGCCUUGUAAUUAACUCCACCUAUCUUCCCAUCAUCUCUGUACAACAUCUGUGUCCCUCUUGAAGAAAAGCAUCCCCACAGCAUCAUGCCGCCACCACCAUUUUUCGCUGUGGGGAUGGUGCAUUCCGAGUGUAGUAUUAAUUUCUAAAGUUUUCACAUCCAAGGUGUCAUGUGAUCAGAGAACUUUCUUGCACAGGGUUGCUGUGUCUUCUACAUGGCUUGUUGCAAACUAUAAACAAAAAUUAUGACUUUUUUAUAUAUUUCUUUUACCUCUGUUCUCCAAAGGACAGAUUUGUGGACAGGUGGUAUCACCGAUUCUCCCACCAGAGCUGUAGUGCUCUGCAGCUCUUCCACAGUUACCAUGGGUUGUUACGCUCCUUGCCCGCCCGGCCUGUCUUGGUAGGUCUGCCGUUGUCCCUUCCUGAGAAGUUCAAAGUUUAAGAUAUGUUUUUUAUAACCCAAUCCUGCUUUAAACGUCAUCAGAACAUCAUCACUGGUCUGUCUGCUGUGUUCCUUAAUUUUGUUGAUGCUGUUUACUCGCUGAUGUUCUCUAAGAAACCUCUGAAGCCUUCACAGAACAGCUGGAUUUAUACUGAGAUUAGAUUACACACCGGUGAACUCCUAUUGCUAAUAAGGACAACCUCUGAAGACAGUUUGUUACAGGGGAUUUUAUUUAGGGGUAUCAUAGUACAGAGGGCUGAAUACAGUUUUUCCUUUUAUUCCUACUUCACAAUUACCCACUGCUUUGUGUUGGUCUAUCACAUAAAAUCCCAAUGGAACCCACAGAGGUUUGUUGUAACAAUAUGUGGAAUAAAUUCAAGGGGUGUGAAUACUUUUCAGAGGCACUGAAUGUUUUGCAGUGAAAUAAUUAACGGUCAGUGUAAGAAAAGAUGACUAGAAACUAGACAUUGUAAAGCUAUGAGAGUUUGGUCUUUAUAACAGUAGAAAGACUUUUUUUUUUUAUUUCCCUGCUUUUAACAACCAAAAAUGUUUUCAUUUCUAAUAAUUAAAAGAGAAAAAAUUUAGCACAUCUAAUACUUUUAAAUGUUUGGUAAUGUUCUUGAUAAAUAGCAAACUAUCAAUCCUAAUGAAUUAUUAAAGCAAUUAUUUCAGCUCUCCGAGUCAGCAGGAUGUAUAAACUAUGAAGCAGCAGCGACACCUACAGAUUGUCGUGUAAAAGAGCAGCAGGCUAAUUCAUGUCGGAUUCCCCAGAAAACUUACUGCUAUGCGUUUUGCUAUGUCUUGUGCAAAGAACCAGACGGUUAUAUGAAGUUUGUAUAUUUACUGCAAACAGAGAAGCUUUAAUGUUUUGAAUAGCUCUCAUUUUCCAUUUUUUCUUCUUCAGACUAAUACAUCCUUUUAAAAUAACCCUCUAACACAUGCAAGUAGUCACACACUGUCCACGUCUGAACUGGUUUCUGUAGUUCUGGUCUGCAGGGUGAAGGCAGAGUGAAGAUGGCAAACCAAAAAAGGGUAGAUCUGCUUUGCAUCUAUGUAAAAAAGACAUUUUCCUGGAUCGCAAACUCGUCGCUAUAACUCUUCGGUUUCACUUGCUGUGCCUUAUUGCAUUUAUUAAUGACUCUCGCACACAAACACACACACCUGAUGGGAACCCCACACCAAGAAGAAGGUAUGCCAUUAAAGGAGGUCACACUGCACACUACACUGGACAGAAACGGUUACAUUUAGUGUGAUUUUUGUUCUGGCUGCACAUGAUGGCAGUUUAAAGACGUUCUUCACCACAAAAGCUGAUUUCCUUUCCCCUCCGGCUUCAGUGACUGAGUCCCAGCAGCUCAAGGCAGUGCUUUGUGUAGUCUUUAUAUCAUAGAUUCAGGAAAGAAAAAGAUAAUCUGAAGCUUUCUUCAUUCAUCACUCCACCUGCAUGUCUAGAUAACUUUAGCUUGCCAUUGAAUGUCUUUGAUGCCUUACAAAGAGAAGGUUUUUAUUUUCUAACUUGGACCCAUUCUUCCCUUUGGACUGACACGUAUCACAAAGCACUAAAGGUCAGCUUGGUUUUAUUCAGAUCUAUUCCCUAGUGGAUACCUUCUAAAGUGCAAUUUUAACUAAGUACAUAUCUUUUCAUGAACACUGUACACUGCUGCUGCAUAGUGCUUGUUCUAAUAAAACAGCAAAUGACAA